UAGGAUCAUUUUUCAAUGCCCACAAUAGUUACAGUCACACUUCCAACACACGCGAACGUUCGCCAUCAGAUAGCAGUGAACCCAUCGCUUCAUACGCAACAACUGAAGCAGUCUCUAUCGUACGCUAACCACUUCGCCAGUGCAUUACUCAGCGGAAGUUUGUUGAUAGAAAACCAUCAAAUAAACCGUAGUUUAGUCAUGUCAGCAAGUUUAUUUUCUCGUCUGGAUCCGUUCGACUGCCAGAAGGGUGAUUUUGAUUACUACUUGGAGCAGUUUCAAAACUUCCUCGAGCUAAACUCUGUUGAAGAUGAGAGCAAAAAAGUGCCCCUCUUCAUCUCCAGUAUCGGUCAGGACACGUAUAAGAUCCUGAAGGAGAUCUGCGCACCAUCGGAUCCGAAGGAAAAAUCAUUUGACCAGAUGAAAACUCUACUGGUGGAGUACUUUGCUCGGCGAGCAUUUUACCGUCGAAAUCAACGGCCUGGCGAAUAUACGGGAACAUUUGUGAACGAGCUGAAACGACUCUCACUUAAGUGUAAUUUCGGCGCAUUUGCCCAUGAGGCAUUGCGCGAUAGAAUCGCUGGUGGAAAGCUUCCGGAAGAUACGCAAGAUAAGAAUCCUGCGGCUUCGUCCGCACCGGACGCUUCCAAAAAGGCAAAGGCCCAGCAGCAGCAGCAGAAACCGAGUGUACCGCAAGAAGUACAGCCGGUUGCAGAGAAAAAGGCAAAAGGGCCUAAGCAGCAGAAAAGUGAAGGAACCAGUGCCAGUAAUGCAGGAGCCCCGCAGAAGAAAGGUCAUAUUGCGUUGACCUGUCGCCAGAAGGCCAACAAAGCUUCCCAACAGCAGCAACCGCAACCGGUGGAAGUUCAUGUCCACGUUCAGCAGAAUACUGCUAUGAAAAAUUGAACUUUUACAAAAAAUACGUUCUUGGAUGUUUUAUUUUAUGUUUCAUUAUUUGUACAUACAAUUUAUAACAUUUGAAAA
Armigeres subalbatus is the source of this 981-nucleotide messenger RNA. RefSeq lists its product as uncharacterized. The coding region runs from base 16 to 903 and encodes 295 amino acids. Lineage: Eukaryota; Metazoa; Arthropoda; Insecta; Diptera; Culicidae. The record is from RefSeq and is a predicted model, not a curated record. The transcript has a single exon.